AAUGACAAAAUCAAUAACUCAGAUCUUUAAAGAAAUAUGGCCUAAGUUAGCAAUAUUCACAGUUAUGCUAGCAAUCACAAUAUUUUAAAAGCAUCCUAUGACAUUCAAAGCAUAAGGCCAAAGUGAAGAAGAGAUCAAAGAAUAAUUUAAUUCAGGUGAAUUCAAAACUACUCCUUUUGAAAAAGAUUAUCUUGCUUAUGUACAAAUUGAGAAAAUAGUAUUCACUCUUGUUGUUUUUAUAAUUUUUUAUUGGUUUAGAAGGAAGAAUUUACAAUAUGAAGAAGAAUAAGCAAAAUUAUUUUUAGAGAAGGAAAAAGAAAAGAAAAUAGCAGAAAAUAAAAAACUACUUUAAGAAUAGAAAUACGAAUUUACUGAUGAUGAUAUCAAAUUUUAUAGAGAAGCUAAUGAAAAAUUGAAAUAAAAAGAAUUAAAAAAUAAAUAGAAAUAUAAUUAAGAAUGAGUU
This is a messenger RNA of Paramecium pentaurelia, 463 nucleotides long. The record is from the annotation of a GenBank genome assembly. Lineage: Eukaryota; Ciliophora; Oligohymenophorea; Peniculida; Parameciidae.